Monomorium pharaonis (pharaoh ant) is the source of this 13869-nucleotide messenger RNA. It is a transcript of the gene dpr12, whose product is annotated as zwei Ig domain protein zig-8. The record is from RefSeq and is a predicted model, not a curated record. Gene Ontology annotation, cellular component: neuron projection membrane. NCBI's taxonomy places the organism in Eukaryota, Metazoa, Arthropoda, Insecta, Hymenoptera, Formicidae. Gene Ontology annotation, biological process: synapse organization. The coding region runs from base 1458 to 2345 and encodes 295 amino acids. The transcript is spliced from 7 exons.
GCGACAGCAGCAGCAGCAGCAGCGGCAGCAGCGGUAGCAGCGGUGGUGGUGGCGGCAAUAGCAAUACUAUCACAAGCACGAUAUCGCGGUCAGCAUGAGCUACAAGACGCCUUGCUUUCCACGCUGGUGGCACGGCGCUGGCGUGUAGCCCGGUGACCGGUGUAGUCUCUCGGUAUGCCGGUGUAACCGGUUGUGAGUCGGGAGUUUAUUCCCUUCGAGUGUAGGCAGAGGCUCGCUACCUUGCGAUCUGCGAUCCACUCACACUCGGUACUCCGUCCGCCUCUUCCACCACCAGCACUGUCUCCUGGUGCUCCCACCUCGACGGCAACGCUCCCUCCCGCUGUCGCUCCCUUCCGCGUGCGCGUCGCCCGACCCUCGGAAAUUCUGAAAGCGGUUCGCGCCUGUGCAACGAGGGGGUGGCGAGGGACCGAAAAUCGAGGUGAAAGGAAACUCCGCGGAUCCGGCCUAAGGGUCUCUCCUAGGGCUGAUGUGUGUCGGCCGUGCCCCCUCGCGUGUGCGUCCUGCGAGCGCGAAAAAUUCAUACACACGCGCGCGCGUACGCACACACACACACGUACACACUAGCGCGUAUACCUACACAUACGCGCGUGCAUUCGCGUCCACCGUGUGAAUACGCGUGUACAUACGCGUGUGCCGUGGAUAUUCGUGACGUGGAUUUCGUCAAUAUUUUCAUUGUCCCCGAGCAAUCGCAAUUUCUCUCUCGUUUGCCUCUCGGCUGCCUUGCUGCCGCUCCGGGAAAAGGAAGGGUGUUCGUGACGCGCGAAUCGGUUAACCGGGACCGCGUUUCCUUCAUCUGCGGGAUACGCGACGCCGUACGUGGUGACGUUCGAUCGCGCGGUCAGUUCUCCAAGUGACACACUUUCAUCCGCGAGGGAAGAGAAACUCAUCCGCGGCGGGCUGACGGUGGUCUUGCAGCAGGAGGACUCGGAUAAGUGUGAUUGUCCACGAGUGCACGCGACAGCCUGCGAGCGCAGGUGAGAGUUUACCUAGUGUGACAUGCCAGUGCAUCAUCGUCGAGCUCAGUGACCAACCCCAAGUUUUCCAUUGGUGACUCGCGACCGAUAACACGUUGUUUCCCUCGUCGUAUGUUGCGUUAGCCAGCGGAUCGUGAAGUGCGGAUUAACUGGCUUUCGAGUGGUCUCGCCGCGCUGUUGGUGCACGUACGGGGAUCCGGAGGAUCGAGCCGCUUCCGGAUCGGUGCGAGAGGGAUCAUGUGCAAUCCCCGAUUGCAGCCCUCUUUCGAGGGUUGAGUCGCCGAUUCGGUGUCGUCCGAUCGGCCGACACGAGUCCGCGAGUGUUGUGUUACGCGACGAAGCUCGUCGGCGGAUCGUCUGGACGUCCCGAGGACAUCCCUGCCGUGACGCGAGGUGAUCUCGCGGAGGGGCUAACCGUGUACCACAUUCUCGCACUGCAAGAGGACUUGGAACCUCGCGAGGAUGCGGGACCGGCUCUCGUGGUACAUGGUCUUCUUGAUUCUGCCGACAAUCCUCUUGGCCAGAUCGCUCGAUAAAGAUCGACGCGUGCCCUACAACAUCCCGUCGGAUUGGAGGGCCCUUUGGUUCAGCAAUCUCGACGAGCUGCAGAGAGUGAACGAGGCGAACGACAACAACACCGUUUCUAACGUCACGGUGCAAUUGGGCGGCACCGCCUUCCUGCACUGCAAAGUUCGCAAUUUGGCGGAGAGGACCGUUUCCGAUGCCGAGAUAUCGUGGAUUCGGCGACGUGACUUUCACGUUUUAACAAGCUCCAUGUUCACAUACACGAACGACGAGCGAUUUCAAGUACUGCAUCCCGAGGGCUCGGACGAUUGGACCCUUCAAAUAAAAUACGUCCAAGAAAGAGACAAUGGGACGUACGAGUGUCAGGUCUCGAGAAGUGCAGGGAUACUGUCACACUUUGUCAAUCUAAAUAUAGUGAUACCAGAGGCGUUUAUAUUAGGAAGCGACGAGCAUCACGUCGACGUAGGGUCUAUCAUAAAUCUCGUGUGCAUAAUAGAGAAGAGCCCGACGCCGCCGCAAUACGUGUUCUGGUAUCACAAUAACCGGAUGAUAAACUACGACACCACGCGCGGCAGCGUGACCGUACAAACCGAUCCAGGACCAACUCAGAGCCGGUUGACGAUUCGCCAGGCGGUGGAGUCGGACACGGGCAAUUACACGUGCAGCGCCUCCAACACCAAGCCGGCAUCGAUCUUCGUCUUCGUCACCGAAGGUGACAAGAUGGCAGCGAUACAGCGCCGCAAGACGUCGGCAGCGAAGAGGAAUCUGGCGGGCGUGCUGUGGCCGGCGGUGCUCGUCGUAGCGGGCGUCGUUUUAGCGCGAUAAAGCGUUUCACUUCGAAAUGUCCAUAACUAUUACGUCAUUACUUCCGUUUGUGAUAGAUAGGAUAUUAUCUCCUCCCCCCCCCUCCCCCGCUCCAUUUCUCCCUUUAUCCUUCAUUCUUCCCUCCCCAGGUCCGCCCGGCCUUUCUCCCUUUUCACUCUUCUUCCCCGCCCAUCAUUUACACCCCCUCCUAUCCCUCCUUCCUCGCGGGUCUUCUUUUCUUCCUAAACCACGCUCCCGUCUUCCGCAUUCCAUCUUCCAACUUCCCUUCCUUCUUCGCUCGCCCCCCAUCCCCCUCCCCUCUCCCUCUCUUAUUCGUUAUUUACUUUAGUCGAGGUUGCCGCCGGCUGGACUACUUAGAUAUGCGAGAUUCUCGUGGAAGAUUGCGCGAUUGCCUGCUCCAAGUCAUUACGCGCGACGCGCAUGCGACUCGAAUUAUGUAAAUACUGCCCGGGUCGAAUACGCCACGACGAGGCGGAUUACGUUAGGCCAGGCCUGUCCAACUUCCGGGCCAACGCGCCGAUCGCCCAUUCAGCGACAGACCAGAUUUCCAGGCCGGUCGGAUGGAACGUCCCGCGCGGUCAGCGCCAAACGAGUCGAUCGAUGCCGCUAACAAGGUGAGGCUAUAUUUCUCGGAAAUCAAAAUAAUUGAUGAGGGCGGCGGGUUCCGAAGGCACGGAUCUUUCAACGCGCGUGAGAAUGAUUCGAUGGCCCAUGGUGUCGCCCGUAGAUGUCGCAGACUUCCCUGAGUUUCUUUCACAGAAAUGUUUCACCAUACUGUUUACAUUUUACCGGUGGCGCAGCUAUCACCCUCGCAAUUUUAAUACCUGAACUUGUUCUAUCUUCGAUGUGACCCAGCGGCGCGCACGUAAGCGCGAGGAACUCGGUUACUAGUAGGAUGUGGCUGUGUAUUUCUCGGAAAUCGAAAUAAUUAAUGACAGACGGGUUUCAAAAGCACGGACUCCCAACGCACGUGAGAACGAUACAAGCUCUGUGGUUUUUAAAAGAUAAUGUUUUAUAUUUAUGAAUAGCGUGAUCAUCUUGCCAUCAAUUUUCGUUCUUUCACUUGUUUCGUUUUCGAAUUGAUCGAUUGAGAGAGACGACCAACACUAAUAUACAUAAAUUGAGGACUUUGAUAACACUUUGAUAAAAAAAAAAAAAGAUCUUGCAACUACAAAGUUGUCUGUACAUAGAAAUUAAUUGAAGUAGGAUUAGCAAAUACUGUGAUAUGCAUAUGUUUUGCACGUAAUGUAACAGGAGCAGAAUUUGCAAAUUCUACAUGCGACAGUAAAAAACGCACUCUAGCAGACACAAAAAUUAGCGAUAAAUUUUGUUUGUGGCAUCGAGUAAUCUACCUACAUCAAUAAAACUUUUUUUUUGAAAGGUGAAAUUUUGGCAUGUGUCGCUCAAAUAGUUUUCAACUGAAACCGUCAUUCAGUACCAAAUCACAGACACGGAAUAAUAACAAUAAAAUCUAGAUGCUUGAAGAUUAUUUGCAUCAAGUGAUUUUGAAACCUUCGUUUAUUUUGAAAAAAUAACACGCGACUCAAGGAUUAGGACUCUCUUCCGAUAAAUCGCACAUAAUCACUAUUUUAUUACUUAUUUGAUUCGCGAUUUUACAAUAAUAUAAACGACACAAUUUUAAUUACAAGAUAAUACAAUAAACAUAAAGCUAAACGUAUUGUACGUUAUUGUAAAUUAAAUGGAUAGCUCUUCGAGUUGUAUUCAAUAUAAUAUAUUUUGCAUCAUGAUUAAAUAAUAUUUAAUAAUAUAGUAACAGAUUAAUGUGACAAUAUUGAUCGAAUGCAUCUUCGCGGCAAAUUGAUUGGCUACAAAUUAAUUUUUUAUUAAUUAAUUCGAAAUUAUAUAUAUUAAAGUCAAAUUAGUUUUGCAACGCGAUUCUCUACAACUUCUCGAGUUGCAACGAGAAAGCAAGAAUCUCUUUACAAAACAUUUUACUCGCCUCAUUAAGAAACGUAAUAACUUUGCAAAUAUUUCGAAUCAAUCCGUACACCGAUACGAUCUCUUUUUCACUUAAAACUGCUUGAAUAACGCGUUCUCGGAAAAUUUCUCUCGGGAUACACAACAAAGAGGAAUAAAAAGGGCGUACGUACAUCCUCGAAAUGCCAAAGUCAAAAGGCGAAAAUUGACGUUUACGCGCUCGAACGCGAGGCGCGCGUUUCACGCCACAAUCUUGCGUUUCUCGUUUCUAUAUAAAAAUUGUUGUAAAAAACUUGUUUGCUUUACAGGAGAGCGUGGGUCUCGUAGUCGUCCGCGCGCGCUCUUUGCGACCGACAACCUCGUCGUCGUGACGGCGCUGGCGAGAUGGAGAUCGCACCGUCGUCGUCGCGUCGCACGAAAACGUGUUUAUUGCACGACACGUCGUCGCGAGGGUUUAUUGCACGUGAAACAAACGCACGGACAAAGCGCGAUACGUGUACGCCGUAUAGCGUUACAAUUCCCGGGCGGUGAAUCGAGCAUCGCUCCCGCGGUACCGUCAUUAAAGAUCAUCAUUAAGGCGUCUCGCGGUCGGGUUGUCACAAGUUAUACUACUGAAUGGAUUCGUCUGCCCGUCGUUGAAUUCGAGUCGGGCGCCGAGAAAAGCAGAUUGCGAAGUGUUCUUCCGCGUUGUAAUUUAUUUCAAAGUCCUCCUUUCAGUUGAAGCCGUAGCUUCACGCAUAUUUUUAAUCUAUCUAAAUACUGACGCAUAUAACUCAAUAAUUUUUUUAUUAUUACAGAAAAACGGCUUAGGGUUGGAAAGUUACGCGUGUGCUUGUAAUUCCGUUACCGUUACAGUUAGUUUUUUUAAGGGAGUGCUAACAGCGUUACCUUUUUUUUUUAGUAACAAUAAUGAAUUUAACAAUUACUCUUUUGUUCUAUUAUUACAUUUUAAACCUAUUGUAAUAAUUUUGUUGUGUAUAUGUGUGUUCAAUCUUUAGUCUUUAGUUGGUAUUUAUAGAUUGUUGACACGUUUUAUUAUCAUUAAUAGUUUUAUGUCAUAAACCAAUCAUAUUGUGGCAUACAGCAUUUUAAAAACAAUUUUGAAAUGUUAAAUUAUUAUAACAAAAUUUUUAAACAAAAAGGGAAUUUUAAUUGGAUUUUGCUUUGACAUUAAAAAAGUAGCGGAAAAAAAGUAGAAAAUUAUUACUGUUUAAGUAACGAUAACGAUAAUAAGUUUCUCUUUAAGAAGUAACUUUUCCAAACUUUGAUUUUUUUUGCUAAAAUAUUUAAAAAUUUAGCCAUAUAUGAAAAUAUAAUUUUGGACUAUUAUGAUAAUUGUGCAGGUCACUUAAAGCAAGGCCAACACUGUGCAAGAAGUUUGUAUAUUUCUGACAACAAGCUUAAAAGUCUUUUAUAAUUAUUUUGAUGAUUUAACAAAAUUAUUUUCAGAUUUGUAUUUAACUAAAUUUUUUAAAGUAUUUUAGCAGAAUUAUUCUUUCUGUACGUAAAACAAAGCUAUUUUAUAAUAAUGAUAUUAUAAUUGUUUUCGUUUUAACAAUAAUUGAUAACGAAAAUAAUUGUCUUUAUUAAGAAUGAUUAUUGUAAAAUGUUUUCGCUAUAACAAUAAAAAAAUUAUUUACUUACAUAUGAAAAUUGAAGAUAAAACUACUAUAGUAUCAGAAAGAGCAUUAUAUUCAUUGCCAAAUGUUAUCUUAUGUAAUCACAAUUUUUUUCAUUCUUGUGAAGCAUGAGCGUGAAUGUUUUGUGCAUCUCAAAUAAGAUGAAUUAAAGAACCACCAUCGGCUGAAUAUUUGAACAAUCGAUACACUGUGCCGUACGUUGCAAUGGUCGAACGACAUGCAGCUCUGACUUUAAAGUUGCAAUCGAGUGUUACGUCGUCUUUCUCUUGUCAUCGGGCACAGUUUUUCUCGGGACUUACCCUUUCACAUUUAUACUCGUUUAUUAUUAGACUUUGGCCUAUUCUGAAAAUAAUUGACACUAGUAGGUAUAUCAAUACAAUAUAAAAAUAGCAGCUGUGAAAACGCAUUAUUAUUAACACAAUUUAGUUUUGUGAAUAAUAAUUAAAUGAUUCCCUUAUUUUAAACGACCUCAACUUUACAAAAUUAGCACAUAUUGUCCAUGCCUGUAUCGUUCUUCACUACACAGCAAAAAAAUUAGUAUCAAAUUGAAAUAUAUUCUGUUCAACGUAUUACUGUUUUAUAUAAGCAACAUUAUAAAUUCUUUAAAGAAUUUUAUCAUCUUAAAUUCUAGCAAUAUAAUUUUAAUUUAGUAUUAUAAAUAGUCUAAGAAUGUGAUUUUGAUAUGACAAUAGUACUUUAAGAAAUCGCAAUUCUUGAUUUGAAAAUAUUGUUGUUUUCUGUCCGAUAUUUAUUCUUUCCAACUUCUGAAAAUUGAAUUAUUGAAUAAUGUGUCUAUUUAACGCUACAUAAUCUCGGUUCCAGUAUUUAAAAAUUUAGACAUAAAUUUUUAUAUAAAAGAGGAACGUUCUUUUUUUCUGUGUAGAAUGUCUUCGUUGUAGGUCCGUACUUUUGUGCUUACGUACUUUCGCAAAAUCUCCCAGGUAAAAUAAAUUCACGAAUUAAACUGUGCAUCGUCGAAGCGCGCUUACCGAAUCAAUUGCAAUGCGGCAUCGAUAUUGGAAAUAAGAAAAAAAUAGAGCCCACCAGUUGGACAGGCCUAACACGUGGGCCUCAUCGAGCGACGGCGGCGGAAACGUGUCGUGCGGGACCUCCUUCCCCCGACGUUGCUUUUGAGGGGCCCACGAAACCAACCACCACGUAGUAUCGUUUUCUCUCGCCCGAAACACUGUACACAUACGGAUACGCGUAGCGAUUAAGGCGAUUCAACGGUUCUUUCUGUAUAUCUCCUAAUUUAAGGUGAGACACACACACACGCGCGCGCGGAGAUACCAGAAGAAAGGAGAGGAAGAAAGAGGAGAAAGGAAAAAAAAACGUAGGGAAAGUAGGAUAAACGGUAUUUUGUCGAAUCCUUGCUCCAUCCUCGUUUGUAUACUUAUGCGUUAUUCAGACGACACGUCUCGGGAAAUAUUCCCUGAAAAACGUCUCGCUUUUUCCACGCGCGGAAGACGGAUAUGUCAAGGGGAGGAGAGCCGGUCUCGCAGAGGUGGAAAUUUACGAACGUAUGCGUGACGUUUGCGCCGUUUAAUCCUUGAGGGAUACAGUACAUAUACGUGAGAUUCACGUAGCCGCGAUGAAAUCUCGGGCGGCGGCGUGUCGGAGUAAGAAGGUAUGAAGGGUGCGAGGUGAUGCGCGCGCGCGCGCACGCGCGAGUGGAGGACGCGAGAGUACGAGAAGCCUCUUUGAGAUUUUUCUUAGGCGCGAAAUCACGUCUAAUGGAAAUCUUAUGGAUUUGACACUUGAAAACCACUCCGCUCCGCUCCGCUCCGCUCCGCUCCGAGAGUCGGCAUACAUACGUCGGCAUCGCCGACAUUGUGUCUGCGUGCGCUCGCAAUCUGUAUCACACGAUAUAGCGAUUUAUUGUAGCAAAAUACACGAUAUACGAUGAAAAAAAAAAAGGGGAAAGAAAAGAGAAUCCUGCAGCUAGACCUCCAUUCUCCGAAGCACGACCGCGGCGGCGCGAGAUCUGCCUGCCACCGCCACAGUGCAACAUCGACGGGAACGUUUGUCGGACGAAUCACGAUGUGCAUCACUGGUUUUCAAUCUGCAGCGUCUAAAAAUUUAACCGGCACGAGACUAGUGACUGACACUAAUUCGGAACAGACGGGAAUUUAAAAAAAAGGUACGUAUUUUAUUUCUAAAAUUUUAAUACACCAAGGAAAAUAAUUAUGUCAGCGAGAUAAUAUCAUUUAAGUAACGCGUUACUCAUAAAGCCGUUAUCAUUACAGUUACUUUCCUUUUUUAGUAACUGUAGCGGUAACUACAUUUUUUUCCACAACGGUAACGAAUUUAACAGUUACUUUUAUCGUUACUUUUUACACUUUAAAUUUGUUUGUAACAAUUUCCAUUGUGUCCAAUCUUGUGGCUCCAACUGAUAUUCACAGUUGCUAUAUUAAAAAUCAUCUUAAAUGUAAUUUUCAGAUAUUAGAAGUCAAUAAAUAUUACCGCAUUUAAAAAAUAAUUUUUAAUUUGAGAUUAUCAUGCUAAAAUUCUUAUCACAAAAUUGAGAGAAUGCGAAGAAGUAUAAAUAUUAUAGAUACAUUUAUAAAUUGAGUACAAAUAAAAAUUGUUUAAUAUGAAUUUUGGACAUUUUUUAGUCUUUAAAAAAAUUUUUUGCCUUACGAAUUCAAGAUACAAAAUAACAUUGUUUUUAUAUUAAAUUUUAUAUAAUAAAAAGAAGAAAACAAAUGUUAUGUUUAAUUUGAUCUUAUUUUGGCACUAAAAGGUAACGCAAAAAGUAGUUAAUCGUUACCUUUUAAGGUAACGAGUUACUUUAAAAAAAUAAGUUUCCAACCCCACAUAUAUAAUCAUGGACGUACGCAAGAAAAAAUCACGUUUGUACUCCUUAAAUUUUGGCAAGAAAAAGUAUUAAUGAUUUUUACGACGAAAAGUUAAACACUUGUUAACUAAUGUGUGAUUCAUACUUUUCCCUAGGAGGUAUAAAAAUAUAUUAAAAUAGGAACUUGGAACAAAAAUUGGAAGUGAUUAGAAAAAGUUGAAAUUUUGUCCUCCUUCCUGAAAUCUUGGAUACGGCCAUGUAUAUGAUUACGUUUUGUGACCAAGCAGAAUUUUCUAGUUAUCAUAAGACUCGAGAUUUUAUAACUAGAACGUUUGAUAGACUUUAUUAUAAUUUGAUAAUUCCUACAAGAUUUCUGACUCGUCCGUUUUUUUAACAGACUGAUUGAAAUCUAGACUUUCAAUUAACGUAACAAGAUUUUCAAUGUAUAAUUAUCUCUUUAAUAAGAUAUUUAUGGCUCUAUGAAUAGUUAAUUCGGGCCAAAGAAUAUUCUUUCAUUUAUCGUUCGUUAUUUGAGAAACUUCUAAUCAGAUUUUCUUGCCGUUUUAUCGGGUACCUCAAUAAACUCGUCGCUUUUCUCUGGAGCUGUCCAAAUCCCUCACCUCAAAAGCGGUUAAUAGUUUUACGAGGUAAUUGAUCACACCCUAAUGGCUCGAACAGUUCCCACGAUAGAAACAAUAGUGUAAUAUUUCACGGGCUCGCGUUCAACAAUUCAUUCUAAAUUUAUCCGCGUUUAUAAUAAUAAGCGCACAAAUAAAUAUAACGCGCGCUUACAGCGGUAAUUUCAGCAAACAGGCCGCAGCACUUCCUCAGCAUAACGUAAAGCACAUUAUAUAGAUUCGUAUGCAUGAAAACCCGUGUGGACCGUGCGUAGAAUUCGUGGAAUUUGCAUCUCGGAAAUCUAAAAUUUUAAUGAUGUUAUUCUGGAUGGAAAAAAAAAGGGAAGAAAAUCUCUUCGAGUAAUGUCUCCGUAUGAAUGUCGUGAAAUUCAAACUCGACUCACAUGGUAUUGCGUGACGGCAUUAUUUUCUUCGUUAUUACAUGACCAUACAUUAUCAGAGGAUUUUUACUUCUGAUACGCUCCGAAGACGGGUGUGUUCCGUUAAAUGUUUAUUCUAUAUUCUAUCGAGACAGAAAACCUCGCGAUAUUUAUGAAACUGUCAUCCUGACGUCGGAAUACGAAUUGCUCGCUUUCUCUCUCUCUCUCUCUUUUCACUCCGAUUGGAUCCAUUAUACGUUAUUAAUAGAAAUAUGUAGAAUGCGCGAUGUCAAUUCCACCGGAAUUCUGCAGAGCGAUAUUGCACUGGCAUCUGUCACCGUUGUCAAAUCGCUUGCUUCCUUUGAUAACUUUUGAUCGUCUACUCGUGAUAAAUUUACGGUUACAGCUUUAUCGCUUGCGUUAUUUGAAAUUCAAGCAGCUCUGCGGAGAGCGGUUACCGAAAUUCAACAAAUUUUACGACUCCUUCCGACGGCUCCUUCAAUCGUCCCGCGCGAUCACCUCGUUACUGUAAGUUAAUAGCUCCUUUACGUGUACUUGACUCGUCCUUCUGGAACCGAGUAUUCGCGCGCGCGUUACAUCUCGUGCCAAACACGUACAUGAAUGUAUAGGUAUUUUGUUCAUUCCGCGUUGAUUUAGUACUCCUGUAACGUACGGUACGGUUUUAUUGAUAAUAAUCCUUUCAAAAUAUCAAUUUUAUUCUUUAAAAGGAUUGAACCGAUAGCAGAGUAAUGUUCGAUUAUUCAUAUUUUUAGGAUAAAUUUCGAUAUUAUAGGUAAUAUAUUUUUAUUGUUUUUUAUUUUUUUAUGUGCGUACAUUUGCACGCGUGACUUAUUUCAAAUCUAUUAUUGCAACAUUAAUUUGUUAGUAGUACGUUAUUUCUACAGUUGUUACCACAGUAGGACCUUUCAAUUAUUAUCGGGUGUCAAUAUUUCAUCAUUCCAGAUAGACAAAUAUAAUUCUAUCGACAUACAUAUUCAAUAUUAAUUCUAGAUACAUCUGACUGCGAAUAAAAUGUGUUCCCGUUUCAUAUCGUCGUUGAAACUAUCUUCUGUAUUUAUAACAUACAAUUAUUUUAUUCCGUUCAUGCUAUAAAUUUUCAGAAGAAAAAAAGUGUUUCUAUUAAAUUAAUAAUAACGAACAUAUUAAACUAAUUUAAAAGUAACGCCUUUUAAUAAUGCAACAUACCGGGAAACUUCGACGCAGCGUAAAAUUAGAAGUUUUAACGUAAAGGAAACUGCGGUCAGUUUUUGGCGAAGGAAAUAUCAGACCUCUUAGCGAUAAAUUAUUCAUCAUCGGAGUUUAGUUAAUAAAACAGCAACUUUUCAUCUCAAUUUUUUUGCCUCUAUCGUCGGAAGAGGAAAAAAGAGAGAGACAAAGAGAGAUAUGAGAAUAACACAUCUCCAGUCAGAGUUCCUAUAAUAAAAGUUAAUCAAGAGGCAUACAUACUUACAACAAAAGUUAAUACAAGCCGCCAUGUACAAUUUAAUAUUAAAACUGAUUUGGUAACACUGAUUUUAUUAGUUUAGAUUGAUAUUAAAUUAAAAGUGGAAAUAAAGAAGCAUUAAUAUUAUGAAUUAAUAAUUAAAUAAUGUACAAAUGUUAACUUAAAUAUAUACUGAAAAAAAAGUUACUUUGACUAAAUUUUUCAAUUGAUUAGUUUCUUUAGUUCAAGAAUUUAUGCAUUUAAUUUAAAUACAUGAAUUAUAUAUAAUAUUAUAUGCGACAAUUAGUGACGUCUUCAACAAUAUACACAAAUAUAAGGCUAAAUAAUAUGUAGGCUGUAUAGCACUAUUGUAUUAAUUAUUGAUUUUUUUGUUCAAAAAUGUCACAUUUAAAAUUCGCAGUUGUUUACAUAUAACGGAUUUAGGCAAUCAAUAAGAAAUCGUUAUCACAUUGAUUUAAUCCUUAUUAUAGGAGUUCUACCUGUCGCAUCCCUCGGCAACCCUUUCGCGAGCUCGUGUUUCGUUGCGAGCGGUUCCGAGACGGUUAUAGACACUGCGACUGUAACGUUUGCACGCGUGUAUAUUUAUAUUCACGCGCGAAUCGAAAUUCCUAUCUACGCGGAGUAUUUCGAUGUCGAAUACCGGCUGAUGAAGUUAUCGGAAUAGCCUAGCGCGAUACGCCGUAAUGAGAACAAUGCGGCGCUCCUCGAAUAUUUACCAACCUCACGGAAUUCUGCAAUAGCGCACGGCCGUCACGCUGAAGCGACUACUACGCGAAUUCCACGGAUUAGCGCGCCGAUUCCUCGAUUAAUUUAAUUAAAAAUGAAUACCCGAUGGAAAUAAUCCCUCCCUCUAUCCCUCGCCCUCGCCCGCGGCCGCGGCCGCGCACCUCGCGAAUCUCGUUUUCUCUCUCUCUCUCUCUCUCUCUCUCUCUCUCUCUCUCUCUCUCUCUCUCUCUAUCUAUCUAUCUCUCUCUCUGCCUCUCUCUCUCGUAAAAGUCGUAGCUCGUACGUGCUCGCAAUUAUAUCGGGAUUAAACCAAUUAUUAUCGUGCGCGCGACGUACCGUUAUCGACUAGCGUUUCCGAGAGAGUCGCGAUAUUCGUGUUUGUUAAUAUUAUAAAAUAAGAUCAUCAAUAAAAUUACUAUUGAGCGAUCUCGCGAGCGUAAUCACGUAACGCAGCGUAACUCAUUGACUUGUCAAUAUUUUUAUUCGGUCAAAAGUACUGCUUUUAUUACGAGCGAGUUGCGAUGUUAUUUGAUAAAAACACUGAUACAAAAAAACAACGAUUAAUAAUAAUUAUUAUCUAAACAACAGUAAAAUAACAUAUUUCGUUAUUUACUUCAGCUCGGGAGAAUUUUUGCUCGAGAGAUUCUUUGCUCAACCAACAAAGAAUCCCCUUUAAGGAUUCUCAUUUUUUAAAUUUUCCGGUUGCAUAAAUUCACUCGUUUUAUUUCAGUAAAUUUUCCUUCCACCAUAAUUAGCAUAAUUGUAAUCUAAAGAGAGCGGGAAAGUCUCGCCGGACUCGCCUCCAAGCUCACCGCGGCCUGACGCCGAGCGAUCACAAAGCGAAUGACGAUUGUUCUGCGGAUUCUGAUGCAGACAUUUUCGAGUAACAAUCGAUCUCGCCGUUGACGUUUAUAUUGUAAGACCACUGCAAAACCGACGGAUUAAGGCGCUAAUGACUCUAUCAGCUGGAAUCGAUCUCGCGCCGGGACUCAUCAUUAUUACACAGAACGAGCUGUAAAACUGAUAACGUGCAAAUGCGAGCUGCGUAUAUCAUAAAAAUGUCGGCAUCAAACCGCAUAGCGCGAAUUCUGGUAGCACAAAACAUUGGCACAAUAUAUUGGGAAGUAAUGUUAAUAAAAUAUCCCCAAUGUUGGUCCAGUAUUAUAAAUUGGCUUCAUUAUUUAUUAUUUAGCCAACAAUAAACAGCAAUAUGAGUUCAAUAUUGGUUCAACGAUAUUCAUUUAAUUUUGUUUUAUUGAACAUUAAUUGUAUCCUAAUUUGGGACCAAUUUGGAGCUAAUAAUUUGUCCAACAAUAAGCCGCAAUAUUGGUUCAAUAUUGAUUCAAUAUUGGGCUACCAAUAUUCAUUUGAUUUUUCAUAUUAAACAUUAAUUGCCUCAAGAUGCAAUUAAUUCGGAACCAAUAUUUUAUGACCAAUAUUGGUGUUACAUUUGGGAAAACAUUGGCCAAAGCACUCCUCCAAUGUACUGCCAACUGUGCUGUUAGGGAACGUGCUACGGUAACGCAAAGGUACGCUCGGGAGUUCGUCCUCGACAAGAAACGCCUGUGAUCUCUCGAUAUCUCGAACGAGCGCUACCGAAGACGAGUCUCCGCAGCGCGUGCGACGAAUUCUGCACGGUGAGCUGCGGUAGUGCGGUUUACUUUGACUACCGGCACACGAUCGGUGAAAUUCGCGAUGAAAACAGUCGACCGCGCGCGGCCGGGAGGGUGGUCGAACGAACGCAAUAAUUAUCGGUGAUUCACACAGCGCUCGCGCUCUCACGCUUCCAUCUGCGGAUCCUCGAAAGGACUGGCCGCAUCUCGCUUCCUGCACCGUACAAUGGGCCUUUAAUGAGUUCCCUUUGCACAGCGCGGACUGUUUGGAUCGUUCUGAUGGGGGCGUUCGGAAAGGAGAGAAAAGGGAGCUAGGGAGAGAGAUAGAAAAGGAGAAAAAGGAAAAAA